This is a messenger RNA of Drosophila grimshawi, 993 nucleotides long. RefSeq lists its product as uncharacterized. Lineage: Eukaryota; Metazoa; Arthropoda; Insecta; Diptera; Drosophilidae. The transcript is spliced from 4 exons. The record is from RefSeq and is a predicted model, not a curated record. The coding region runs from base 102 to 980 and encodes 292 amino acids. Gene Ontology annotation, molecular function: acyltransferase activity, transferring groups other than amino-acyl groups.
UACAUUUCAACAAGCUGUUAACAGUUAACAGUUGAUCUGCAGCUGAUCGACGAAAGGGCAAAAGAUUAGUUAAACAACGAUCAAUAAACCAAACACUAAAAAUGACAGCGCAGCUAACAACGAUAACUGAAACAGCUGAUCUAAAGGCGCUCCGAGAACUUUACGAACAAGAAUGGCCCAAACACUGUGUUGGCCACUUCUGGUUGGACAACUAUGUGCACUGGCUGGCCAAAGAACCGCAGCUGAAGCAUCUCAAAUUCUACACACUAAACGGAGACUGGCGUCGGGAUGGACUCUUUAUCUUGGUGCAUCGCUAUCAACUGUUCUUCAGCAAUUUGAGCAGGCAAAGGACGCCUGAAUUGCGGUCAGCAUUGGGAUUGCUGAACUGGACAGUUGGCUAUAAGGUCAGCGCCUUACACCAGACACAUCACAGCAUCUACAAGGAGUUUCAAGUGGAACGUGGCCUAUGUUUAGAACGUGAAAUGAAGACCAUUAUGUAUCGCCUGCCCUGCGAGAAGGCCAAUGAACUGCAGAUUAACUGUCCAUUUGGGUAUUACUUGGACAGCGUGCGAUUGGAGCACGCCGAUCUGAUCAACGAUCGCUGGUCAGCGCGUCAUCCUGGCUCCUUGAAGCUGAUCCAGCUGCUGAUUGAAAAUAACACUAGUGUGGGACUCUACGAACAGAAAACGGAUCAGCUAUGCGCCUGGUGCUUAAGACUACAAAGCGGUUUCCUGGGCGCUCUGGAGGUGCUUCCCACACAUCAACGUCGCGGAUUUGGAAUGCUAAUAGUCGCUGCCAUAUCAAAAGACAUAGCAUGCGACUUGAACCAGGAUGUCACAGCUUUAGUUAAUAUACAAAAUCCAACUGCUUGUAGGGUAUUCGAUAAACUGGACUUUGAGUUGCUAAGCGACGAGCAUUAUUUCUGGAGCAUGUGUUUGCCAAGAGCAGAUGGCUCCAUAAAAUGGCCGGCAAAUGAGUAAAUGAGCAGACGAG